Molecule: messenger RNA, 2085 nt
Organism: Alligator sinensis (Chinese alligator)
Lineage: Eukaryota; Metazoa; Chordata; Crocodylia; Alligatoridae
Gene: SLC25A1
Product: solute carrier family 25 member 1
Exons: 8
Coding region: 232-858 (208 amino acids)
Biological process (GO): mitochondrial citrate transmembrane transport
Source: RefSeq, a predicted model, not a curated record
UCUCUUCUAUCUGCAGGUGGCAUUGCUGGUGGCAUUGAAAUCUGCAUUACAUUCCCCACCGAGUAUGUGAAGACACAGCUCCAGCUUGAUGAGAAGGCGCACCCGCCGCGGUAUGCUGGCAUCGCGGACUGUGUGAAGCAGACUGUGCGUGGCCAUGGAGUGAAGGGGCUGUACCGAGGUCUCAGCUCACUGGUGUAUGGCUCCAUACCCAAGGCUGCUGUGAGGUUCGGCAUGUUCGAGUUCCUCAGCAACCAGAUAAGAGACGAGCAGGGGAAGCUGGACAGCACGCGCAGCCUCUUCUGUGGCUUGGGAGCUGGGGUGGCAGAGGCAGUCAUGGUGGUGUGUCCCAUGGAGACCAUUAAGGUGAAGUUUAUCCAUGACCAAUGCUCCCCCAAGCCCAAGUACCAUGGUUUCUUCCAUGGUGUGCGGGAGAUAGUCCGUGAGCAAGGUCUGAAGGGCACCUACCAGGGGCUGACAGCCACUGUCCUCAAGCAGGGAUCCAACCAGGCCAUUCGCUUCUUUGUCAUGACCUCUCUUAAGAACUGGUACAAAGGGGAUGAUCCAAAUAAGGUCAUAAACCCCUUUAUCACUGGCGUGUUUGGGGCCACUGCCGGAGCUGCAAGUGUCUUUGGCAACACCCCGCUGGAUGUGGUGAAAACCAGGAUGCAGGGACUGGAAGCGCACAAGUACAAGAGCACCUGGGACUGUGCCUACAAGAUCAUGAAAUAUGAAGGGCCCCUGGCGUUUUACAAGGGUACCAUCCCGCGCCUGGGUCGGGUCUGCCUGGAUGUGGCCAUUGUCUUUGUCAUCUAUGACGAAGUGGUCAAGCUCCUCAACAAGGUGUGGAAGACGGACUGAGCCCAUGGCUCCGGGCAGUAGCACCGCCUCCACCUCUGCCAGGCCACAGCUGGAGAAGGAUGACCAAUCCCAGAGGAACCAGAGGGACACAUUACCAGAGGCGGUGCUGGGGGCUCAAGUCUCCCAUGUGUGUGCAGGCAGGGGAAGCCACCCCAUGCCCCCCCUCCCCAUCCCUUCCUUUAACAAACCCAAUGACCUUUAUUUAUAGGAAUGAACUGUGAUAGGUUUAAAUUAUGGAUCGUGCAAUGCUAUGAUGGGGGGAGGGGGAAAUCUUAUAUGCAGGCUUCACGGUGGCCAGCUGUGGCAGCUUGGAGGGGUACAAAGAGCUAGGAACUCGGUGCCCAUGAGUGAGAAAGGCGCUACAGUUCUUCAGCUCAGAAUUCAGUCAGUUUUCUUUUGCCUUUGGACCAAAUUAGCCAGCAAGUAGCUUUCCACUGACAGGCACUGUUAUGCCAUGUCUAUCCUAACAGGCGGCACUGCACUGAGGGAGGCUGGAAGGCUGGUUGCUCUCCCUGCCAUGCUGUGAGGGCCCUGGCUGUAGGGGAGCUCCCAGCUACUCCAGUGCCAGCCUUGAGAUGCAGGAAUUGCUAGAGGGGAUGGUUUGGAUCUCAGUCAGUGAUGGGGAACCCCAGCCUGCUCUAGCAGACCUCAUCCUUGCCUCAAGUGCAGCAUUUCCAUUUGGAAGAGGCAACUUAAUGCUGUGUGGCCUAUAUUGGCCAUUUCGCAUCUGGAAGCUGGGGGGGUGUCACAGGGCAGCCAGCAUUGGUUCAUCCCUCCCCUCUGAGCCAGAUCCAGUAUGACCCAUGGCCUUAAAUCUGUUCUGAGCAUGCCCAUCCUCCUGUCAGCUCUGCCAGGCCAGCAGCAUCCCUUGGAGGAGAACGGGGAAUCCAUUCUGCACCGUCUCUCCUUGAAGUUGAGGGCAGACAGCAUGCCCUGUCCUGUCCUCCUCUCUCACUGUUGGCAUCUGGCAGAGCUGUUGCAGGCCUGGCACAUCCCUGACUCCCCAGCCCAGACAUGUAACAUUCUGGUAUGGACCAAAGGCACCCAUGCCACUGGGGCUCGGUGAAGUUUUGGUUUUCAUUGCUGAGGAAACAUCCUCCGAGCAACCAGAACCUGCAGCACCUCUGCCAAAGCCCCUCUGUUUACAAUUUGAAGGUGUGAGGAAGGGGCAAGGGCACGGGUGACACCCUCUUGCCUUACGCUUGGCCUCUGUACCACUCGCAAGGA